GCAGGCAACUAAGCGAUGUAUCUUAAGCUUGUUCUUUCUGUUACAGCGACAUUCUGGAAGCGUGUUGUCUGGUUGAUAAAGCCAGACUCAGACUUCGUGCAUGAGUUACUGACUGAAGCAAAACAUAGCUGGAUAUGGACCAUUGUGAACAGGAUACCUGGGCUAUCUGAUGCUGUCAUGAAAAGAAUAUACCUGAUACGUGGAGCCAUGGUAGAUUCACCAGCCACCUACACAUCGGAACAUGAUUAUAUUACUUAUGAAGCUUAUGGUAACAGAUCUUAUUUUGCACGUGCACUGCCUCCCGUGCCAAAAGAUUGUCCUACACCUUUAGGAGUUGUAGGUGCUAAAGAACUGCCAGAUGCAGGUAUGAUAGUGGACAAACUGAUGAAACGUACUGUAUUCAAACCUGAUCCAAGAGGUUCCAAUGCCUUGUUUACAUUUUUUGCACAACACUUUACCCAUCAGUUCUUCAAGACAGAUUUUCAGCGUGGACCUGGGUUCCAGUGGGGAGGACAUGGGGUGGAUGUAUCCCAUGUGUACGGUAAAGACAAACAUGUAGAAAAUAUGCUGAGAAGUUUUGAAGACGGCAAGUUAAAAAUGCAGACGAUAAAUGGAGAAUCAUGGCCACUCCUCCUGAAAGAUGUAGAAGUGCCAAUGCAUUAUCCUCCGAGCGUGCCAAAGGAAAUACAGUUUGCCCUCGGACACAAAGAUUUUGGCCUGUUGCCAGGAUUAUUUAUGUAUGCUACAAUAUGGAUGCGGGAACAUAAUCGGGUCUGUGAUAUUUUAAAGGGAGAGCAUCCAGAAUGGGACGAUGAAAGGCUCUUCCAAACCACAAAAUUAGUAAUUUUAGGAGAAACCAUAAAGGUUGUGGUAGAAAACUAUGUACAGCAUUUAAGUAAUUACAAUUAUCAAUUGGUUUUUAAACCAGAACUACUUUUUGGGCAGUCGCAUCAGUAUUCUAACCGAAUUACAGCCGAGUUUAAUCACAUGUAUCAUUGGCAUCCAUUAAUGCCGGAUGAGUUCAAUAUCUCUGGGACUACUUACACUGUGAAAGAUUUUCUCUUCCGUCCUGAUAUAGUUCUGAAACAUGGAAUGAGAGAUUUCGUUGAUGGACUGGUACAUCAGAGAGCUGGCGCAUUUACCCACCAUAACCACAAUUUUUAUACACUUCCUGUUGCCAAGCAGACUAUUUUACAUGGAAGAGCACUUAGAUACCAGUCCUUUAAUCAGUAUAGGAAAAGAUUUAGUCUACCACCUUACCAAACAUUCGAAGAUUUAACUGGUGAUACAGAAGUAGCAAAAGACUUGGAAGAAAUAUAUGGUGAUAUAGAUGCUGUAGAAUUUUAUGUUGGUAUUGUUGUGGAAAAAACUAGACCAAAGGCGAUAUUUGGAUCAACUGUGAUAGAACUGGGAGGACCUUUUUCUGUAAAGGGGCUUUUAUCAGCCCCUAUUUGUAGUCCGCAGUAUUGGAAACCAUCCACUUUUGGUGGAGAUGUUGGGUUUGACUUAGUAAAAACUGCAUCAUUAGAGAAGUUAUUCUGUAAGAAUAUGGCAGACUGUCCUAAGAUCUCAUUUGAAGUUCCAAAAGGCUCUGAAAGUUGUACGAAAGAAACCCAAAGCUGCACAAAGAAUGAGUUAUAGCAGAUGUUUUUCAACACAGUAUGAAGGAGAUCUGGAUACGUGACUGAACUAUACUAUUCUGAAUUAACUGAAUUAAGAAUCAGUCCAGCUUAAAAAACCAGCAGUCACUAUCUUUCACAGCAGAUCCUCUGUUGGGUUUCUGAUUUCUGACAUGCCUUGUCAUCAUCAAGAUAGUGCUUGUGCAAGAAGUGGGUAAGGGGACGAUUGUAUCAGCGCCAAAAAAAUCUAACAGCAUGAAAAUCUUAUGCAGUGUGUUAACUGCAGGUACCACUGAUGUUUUUAUAUAGUCUAGAUGGCUUUUUAUUGAUUCAAUUCAGAGCAGAGAGAAUGUGGGACAUAUUUGCUGUGUUUCAUAUCAUCCAGUCAAUUCUGAACCUGCGUUACAGGCAGAUGUGAGGAAUAUUGUUUUAAGUCUUUAAAGAAAAUCAUUAUAUAAUUUGUUCAGUUUGCUUUGGGACCUCAUUUGCUGAGGGGUGAAGGUCCCUAGCUUAGAAUCACCUGUCUCUCAUUUCUGUGGGUUUGAACACUACUUAGACCAUCAUAUGAGGAAGCCAUCCAGCCAGCUUGCAGAAGGUCAGUGGAUCUGUUCAGGUGCCAGCUCAUGUUUGAGAUAAUGUCAAGAGGAUGGCACCUGGGCUUGGAUCUUUUUCAUCAUUAAAGCUAGCAGUCAGUCAUAAAAAUCCAUAUGAAUGCAAAUUUUGAUGUGAAUGUUUGUAUGUCUGUAAUUGUACUUUGUCUUUACUAGAGUGUUUGAAAUAUUUUAUUUUUGGAAUUUGCAGAUUAAGAAAACCGAACUGAUUGUGAAACUGACCUGUCAAUGUAGACAGCACUUGAAUUUCCAGGGAUAAUUUAAAACUAACAGAUUUUGUAAACUUGCCUUGAAAUGCUUCAUGAAUUAAUGUACAUGAAGGAAUCUUGAAUUUGUAUAUGUACUUGAAUUAGAUAUUGUUUAUGUUAUUAAUAAAAAUGCCUUAUAUUUAUACAAA
Molecule: messenger RNA, 2627 nt
Organism: Mercenaria mercenaria
Lineage: Eukaryota; Metazoa; Mollusca; Bivalvia; Venerida; Veneridae
Product: prostaglandin G/H synthase 2-like
Exons: 8
Coding region: 16-1641 (541 amino acids)
Biological process (GO): response to oxidative stress; cyclooxygenase pathway
Cellular component (GO): cytoplasm; neuron projection
Molecular function (GO): oxidoreductase activity, acting on single donors with incorporation of molecular oxygen, incorporation of two atoms of oxygen; peroxidase activity; prostaglandin-endoperoxide synthase activity
Source: RefSeq, a predicted model, not a curated record